AAGUCGGCCAAUUGCUAAACUUCUUCAAACCUUCUCUGACCGCGUUAUCUUGGAGUAUAUCAAAUGUUUGAUACUCCGUUCUAUGAGAAUCAAGAAGAGCGAUCAUAGUUCUUGAAAAACCACAGCGUGGAUGUUCACGAUUUCCCUUCAUGAAGAGCAUACAAGGCGCAUGAUUUAUAAGCUUCUUUAAUCUGGCCUCUAGAGUGUCCUUUGGCGAUACUAUAUCGGUCUGGGUCGAAUCUUGGCUGGUUAAAUGUUUUUUAACUUUUUCAAUUAAUAAAGCAGGAUUAACUCCGUCGAUUCUAUCUAUUAUUUCCUCAUCUCUGUAUAAUAAAACUGUUGGUACGGCGGCGAUGCCAGCUUUCAAAGAAACUUCAGGUAAAUUCUCUGCCUCUAUCAUAGCAAACUUGACCUUUUUGUACUCUGUCAAUGUUAUCAUUUCUUCUAGAACAUCGUUUAUUUGUUUGCACUGUUCUGCCCAUGGUGCAAAAAAGUGAAUAACAGAUAGAUCUUUGGACCUUGGAUAUAAAAAUAAUAUUCGUAUGUAUUAAAAGAAAUUUAUUUUCUCUUUGCUCUUUUACGGUAGAGCAUGAAAUGAAAAGAAAAAAAACAAAAAAAAAAAAAAAAAAAAAAAAAAAAACCAAUAAGGAAAGUGUUUGAAAUACGAUAAAUAUCAAAAAGAAGAUCAAUAGAGAGGAAAGAAAUUAAUUGUUUGAGCUUGAGGAAAAAUCGAUAAUCGUUCGAAUAACAAGAAGAAUAUGUUGUUCGUAUAGCAAUAAAAUAAGACUUUGCAAAUAAAGUGAUAAUAAUAAGGUUGGAAAAAAAGAAAGGAAUAUUUUCAAAAAAGAGAAUGAAAGGAACGUUUGCUUACUUGAUGAAUUCAACGUAUUCUGGUGUGGUAUUUAAAACGGUGACAGUCAUCCUGUCACCCAUUAAUAUGGUAGUAUAGAACAAUGAAAAAAAGAACGUAUUAUUCUAGAGAAAUGUUCACCGGUAAAUGUCUCGUUCUUGCGAACACACGACGAACGAUCACGAGCAUCACGACUACGCGACCGGAGUUAUCGCUCUCAUGGAGGUUUAGAAUUACCAAGCUUUGCGAUUGGCUUACCGAGAUCCAAUCAUCGAUAAGAAUUUAGCAGAACGUACGUUCGCGGUAAAUUACGAUCGAUUUAACAUUAUACGACGAUUCGAUUAUAGAUUUUCAUAUUUUUCGACGUAUUAACGACUUAUCUUUUCUUAUAAUUUGAUUAAUAACCAUUCGAUUCAUAUGGAUUUUAAGCCGAAACGAUGAUAUUUAAGACAUUUAUGAGAUUUAAGAGAUCCGGCCAAAGUUUCCUUUAUCUUUCGGCGUUUCGCGUAAAAAGAAAGAAAGAAAAAAAGAUAGAAUAGCUUUGUGAACGUACCUUUAACAGAGUAUUAGGUGUGUCUGUACAAAGUGACCAAUCGUAAGACCGGUGGGUGAUCGGUCUAACGCUAUUGUAAGAGAGAAAGCGAGAGACGUAGAAGGAUAUCUCUCGUUUGUGGCCAAAUGAGAGGGAGAAAGAAGGAAGAAAGAAGGAAGCCACGAGGCGGCGGGAGGAGGAAAAAUUAAAAGGAACGAGGACUGUCAGACACCUCGCCCAUAAAAAGCCGAUGCAGAUGCGCCUGAGCGGUGAACACGUGCGACGCUGUUUUUGCAACAGGCGCGUUCAAACGCGGUGCGAUGUCCAAGAAAUUGUCUCGAAGCGACGCCCUCGAAAACAUAUCUACAUGGAGUACAAACGAUGUCUUGUCUUUGCUACGGAAGAAUGGCCUGGAAGAAUGCUGUACGGCAGUUUCGAAACGACAAAUCGACGGUGACGAGUUGUUACACUUGACUGAGGGGAAGUUGACUCUAUGGAAGAGUGACCUCACCAGUUAUUUGAUACGGGAGCUUCUUACGUUCGUUGAAAAAAUCAAGAAAUUCCCGGAGAAAUUUGUACAAGAGAAAAAUGUUGAAAUGGAACAGAACGAGGAUCACAUGAGCGAUACCAGUUCCUGGGAUACAGAUUUCGAAGACGAGAUACCGGAAGACAAUACUGCUUUUACCGAUACGAGAAACAUCAAUGUUAAUCAAAUAAAUUCGAAUUACGAAGACGAUCGUACUAUUUCGAAGAAGAUGAAGGUGAAAAACGUAAACGCGAACGCGCAAGUAGACGACAAUACGAAAAGACAAGACGAGGAGACCACUUAUGUUAAUUUCGAAUCGACCUUAGACGCGGGAAAAGUUUACGUUAAUUAUCAAGAUAAUUUGACGAAUCUACCGCAAAAAAAUUUGUCGAGGUUGCAUGGAACGAUAGAGAAAACUUUGGCCGAACAAUUGAAGGAACAAUUGCAAUUGAGAAAUUCGAAGAAACCGGUGCUCAAAUCAAAACCGGAAAUAUUAAUAUCGAAGAGGAUACCACAGGUUUCUACGAUUUGCAAACAACCGCAAAAAUCAUUUUUACACGAUGAAUCUAAGACGAAGACGAGGCCUCCGAACGAUGUACAAAAAAGAAUGGCUGUUCCACCUCCACCGGCACCUAAGAAAAACGCCGAUCAAAGCUCUCAAAGGAUAGGAAAGAACGACGCGUCGAAACCGUCCAUUUCGAUUAGAAAUUUGGAUCUCAUUGCGAAUUUACCGACUCGACAGGAUAAAAGCGAGGACGAAUACGAAAAGUUCGACAAGCAAAUCAUGGAACAAAAUCAAAAGUCGAUUAUCUCGAAAAUCGACAGCAAACAGUCAUUGAACAGCGGUUCUCAAAGUUCCGUAGAGAGCGUUUAUCAACCAUCCAGUACGACCAGCUGCGAGGAUGAGGAAGAGCCAUAUGAGAUUUAUGAAUCCAUUACGGAAACGCCUGAAGAUGACGAUAAUUAUUUAAGCCCCAUUAAAAAAUCAUCGAGCAGUGGAGAUCCUCUACCGCCGCCGUUACCCGUUAAACUGCCCACCACACUGCCUUUAACGUUUCAUCGAACAAAAUCAAACAAUGCAGCAAAUGAGCGUUCACCGGAAAAAAAAUCGGCGACGCUACCACAUUCUGGUAGUAGUACUUCGUUAUUAAGCGAGAGAGCUACGAGACCAUUACCACCACCGCCAGAUCGAUUGUCUUACGUUGAGAAGCCUUGGUUUCACAAUGUUACGCGAGAACAAGCCAUAAUACUCAUUACAGAACAAGGUACUUACGGUAAUUCACAAGAUGAUGGAUAUUUUCUUUUGAGACCUUCCACAACAAACGUAAACAGUCCGUUAGCUUUGGUGCUUUGGUGCAGAGAUAGAGUUUACAAUAUUCCGGUUAGAAAGAGAUCUGACAAUAGAUAUGCUUUGGGAUCUGUGAAAGUAAACGAAACAUCGUUCUCUAGCGUCGAAGAAAUUGUAACGUGUUAUAUGAAAGAAGAAUUGGUCCUCUAUACGGGCGGUGUACAAACGGGAAGUACAAAAUUAACCGGCACACCAUUGAAAUGAAUAAUAACUAAAUGUCUCAUAAGGUGUAAAAUUGUUCUCCUCGGGAAAUUUAUACAAAUUGUGUAUUUAUCUGAAUCCAAUGUAAUUAUAAUAAGUACACUGCCGAAUAAUGGAACGCAUGCCGUGCCAUCGUUAACCUAAGGAUACUUAACAAAUUUUAUCUUUUUAAGAUACAUAUGAUUCUAAAGUGCCUCUAUUACAUAGAAAGAGAUACACGUGUAUUAUGUAGACUCUAGUUUGUACGUAUUAUAUAUGUAAAACUGAUUGCACGUUGCAUUUAGUGUGUGUGUGUGUGUGUGUGUGUGUGUGUGCGUGUGUGUAUGUGCAUAUAC
This is a messenger RNA of Vespa velutina, 3792 nucleotides long. RefSeq lists its product as uncharacterized. Gene Ontology annotation, biological process: cell surface receptor protein tyrosine kinase signaling pathway; intracellular signal transduction. The record is from RefSeq and is a predicted model, not a curated record. NCBI's taxonomy places the organism in Eukaryota, Metazoa, Arthropoda, Insecta, Hymenoptera, Vespidae. The transcript has 9 exons. Bases 1703 to 3460 code for a protein of 585 amino acids.